Mangifera indica (mango) is the source of this 2551-nucleotide messenger RNA. RefSeq names its product condensin-2 complex subunit H2-like. The transcript is spliced from 11 exons. Gene Ontology annotation, molecular function: chromatin binding. Gene Ontology annotation, biological process: mitotic sister chromatid separation; meiotic chromosome condensation. NCBI's taxonomy places the organism in Eukaryota, Viridiplantae, Streptophyta, Magnoliopsida, Sapindales, Anacardiaceae. The coding region runs from base 256 to 2304 and encodes 682 amino acids. Gene Ontology annotation, cellular component: condensin complex; nucleus. The record is from RefSeq and is a predicted model, not a curated record.
UUGAACCUUCUGUGUCUCCCUCUCUUUCUUUCCAAAAGCGAAUCCAAACUCUGCGUCUUCAGCUCCUGAGGAUUAAAUCUCACUCAAUUUUCCAUUACUUUCUCUUCAUUUUUCUCGGGAAACAAACAAUCGAGAAAGCCUUCAUAACCCCCAAGGUUUUCCCCUUUUUUCAUUUCCACCCCCAAAAUCCAAAACCCUAGGAAUCGAAAUGUGCUCCAAUGAUAAUGUGAGGUCCAAUUACCCAGCACUUUCAAUAUGACUAACCACAGAGAACAAGAACCCAAUUGCGAUGCGGCUAGUUGUAGUGGUACCCGGUUCACGGUGCAGCCAGAGCGUGAACUACAAGCUAACUGGGAAGUUGAUUUGGCGAAUAAGCUCGAAGACUAUCUCUUGAAAAUUUGCUCUGGUCAAAUUUAUGACUCCGAACAUCUCAUUCCCCCGGUGAAUUUCGCUGAAGCUGCUUUGCUGGUUCAGGGUUCGGUUCAGGUGUAUAGCAGGAAGGUAGAAUAUUUGUACAACUUGGUUUUGCAUGCUUUGGAGUUUCUUUCUCAGAAAAGCCAGCAGGAUCAAUCAAAGGAGACAUCAGUCCCUAUCGAAGGAAGGGAAUCCCAUGCAGUUUCUGAUGAAGAAAAUGAUCUGUUUUGGUGCUUAGAUGACAUCCCAGUGGAAGCAAAAAAUCGCUUAGACAGUCCAAAUGGAAAUGAUAAUUUUUUUAAUCACUUUGUGAAGCCCCCUGCAAAUUUAAUUGUUCUUGAAGGUGACUGCUUAGACUCUCUGGGUGAUGGCACGGAAUUAGAGUCCUAUCUGUUAGCUACCAGUGAUCUCUAUCGAGAUUUUAUUCUAUUAGAUCCGUGUGAUGCUGUAGCAGUUAAUGACUUUUUAGAGGGAGGUCAAGUUGGCAAGGGGCAUAAUGGUGCCUACAGAGGAAGUGCAUCUCGCAAGAGCUUUCAAUCCCCUACGAGGUGUUCUGGUGGAACUGCAAAUAAGCCAUCUAUCAGAAAGAAAAAGGAUGCCAAUCUUAAUCCAUCGCCAAGCCUUAACAUGGGCCAUGAUCCUCCUGCCUUUGAUGAUGUUGGAGAGAGCAAUCAUGAAUUUGAUAUGGAGGACAGAUAUUCAGAACCUAGGAACUUGGAUAGUAAUUCUGAUGAGGAGGAGGAGGAUCCUUGGAAGCCCUUGAACCCUCAUGAACCUGGGAACUUGAAAGUCAUACCUUUCAAAAAAGUUAAAGCUUUCAGAAGAAAUGCGGUAAAUUCUACUAAACAACACUCAGUAACUACUCUGUUUCCGCUUGCAAAAUUGCAUGGUACUAUCAGUCCAGAGCUCACACAAAUAUGGGAGGCACGACAAAAAGCAUCUGAAAAGCAACAGGCUUUCCAUUCUUCUCCAUUAUAUGAAAAGCUCCGGCAAUCACUUGCUAACAAAGGACAACAAGCUUUUAGUGCUUUUGGUCAUCCUGACAAUUUUAAUGAGGACAAGGGAUAUGAUAGUGGUGACCCAGAUUCUGAGCAUCCUGAUAUUGACAUGCCAGAGAGUAUGUAUAUGGAUGAAGAUGUACUUCAUUUUGAUAAGCAUGAUGAUGGUACUACUCACUGUGAAAUCAAUGAAACAUUUGAACAUGAAGUUCAAGAUUGUCAUGCAAACCUAGAAGAUCUUUGUCGCUCUCACCUAGUAAGCGAUGCUCUUCUUGCUAGCAUAGCUGAAACAGAAAAAUUGACUGAAUUAGCUGCUCGAGUCUCAUCAUGGAAACAGAAAAUUGAACACAACCUAGAUGAGCAAGAUUCAUGCCCUCCGUUUGAUAUUCAUGAAUAUGGAGAAAGUAUUAUUGACAAGCUAUCUCUUGAAGGAGACCAUGAAAAUGUCACAUCUUUCACUGAUGUGGUAAAGGGCCAAGAGAAGUAUGAUGUUGCUCGAACAUUCUCUGCACUUCUUCAAUUGGUGAACAAUGGAGAUGUUGCUUUGGAUAGGAGUGGGAUUGAUGGUGAGUCCAUCUGUUACACAGCAGUGAAUCCUUUCCAUGUCCGGCUACUCAGGCACGACAAGAGACAAAAAGAAACACAAUAUCAAUUGUCAAAAAAGAGAGCCAAGUCUCCAUCAAGAAGAUUUUCAAAAGAUGAUAAGGGCAAGUCCAUGAGAGAGAAAUCCCCAGUUGUCAAUCCAUCUACAGAACAUGGAUCAUCAGGAUUGCCGUCACAGCCAAAUUGUAAAUUUUCUGUGAAGCUUGGUGGUGCAAGGUGUACCCCAGAAGGAAAGAAGCGAAGAAGGUCUCGACUUUUUGAACCAGCUGAUUUACAUACCUCAAGCUGAACCAGCUUUGAACUGUUGGGGAAUUCAACAACUCUGCUGAAUGGCUCCUAGCAAAUUCUAGUUGUGACAUGAUUGUAGCUCAAGUUAAAUUACAAUGAUCAAUAAUUUACUUUUUCAAAUUAUUAUCAGACACGUACUUAAUAGUCAAGACUAGGCCUGGAUUUGAGCCAAACUUGUAGUCAAGACCCUGUAAUAAAACUAUGAUAUUGAUAUCCCUUGUAGAAUGAAUAUGUUCCUGUACCAUACA